UGACUGUUAAAGUUCAGUGAGUUGUAAUGCUAUGGCGCGAUGGCCGAAUUGUUAAAGAGGAAUAUUUUAAAUGAUGUAAUGCAAUGUAACAUUUUUCAUUGACGAAGUCGAAAUAUAUUUAUAUGUUUGUUUCCUUUUUUUCGUAGACAUGAUUGAAGAUUCCCUGCUGAGAACAAUUGUUACAAAUACUUGUGCACUUGGAUGUGGAGUGUUCUUAGGUUUUAUAAUUAAAAGUUGGUUGAAAAAUGAAAAUAAUUCGAAUUUUUCCCAGACGUAUUCAAAAGGAGCUCUAGAAGAAGAAAUAUUUUCUGAUUUAGUUCAAGGAGAUCACAAGUUAGUUCUUGUUGUUCAAAAUGGAUUGAAGAUGGGUAAAGGAAAGAUUGCUGCUCAGUGUUCUCAUGCAUCUGUUAUGGCAUAUAGAAGCUGUUCAAAAACUAGUCCUGAAACCCUAAGGAAAUGGUUAAAAAGUGGACAGAGGAAAGUUGUUGUUAAGGUUGAUGAUGAAGAAGCACUAUUGGCUAUAGCAGAUGCAGCUAGACAGUAUUUUAAUGUUAAUAUAGUCUGUGAUGCUGGCCGUACCCAAAUUCCUUCAGGAAGUAAAACAGUUUUAGCCAUUGGUCCAGGCCCUGAAGACCUGAUUGAUUCAAUUACUGGUCAUUUAAAACUAUUAUGAUAAUUUUACUUAAAUUUGAAUUGUUUUGUAAGUAAUAAGCAAACAUUAAAUAAACAUAAUUUUUAUUUAAAAUA
Molecule: messenger RNA, 747 nt
Organism: Stegodyphus dumicola
Lineage: Eukaryota; Metazoa; Arthropoda; Arachnida; Araneae; Eresidae
Product: peptidyl-tRNA hydrolase 2, mitochondrial-like
Cellular component (GO): cytosol
Molecular function (GO): peptidyl-tRNA hydrolase activity
Source: RefSeq, a predicted model, not a curated record